This is a messenger RNA of Anopheles maculipalpis, 3318 nucleotides long. Its product is annotated as 3'-5' RNA helicase YTHDC2-like. NCBI's taxonomy places the organism in Eukaryota, Metazoa, Arthropoda, Insecta, Diptera, Culicidae. Gene Ontology annotation, molecular function: RNA binding. The record is from RefSeq and is a predicted model, not a curated record. The transcript is spliced from 3 exons. Bases 1 to 3318 code for a protein of 1105 amino acids. Gene Ontology annotation, cellular component: intracellular anatomical structure.
AUGGAUGAAAACAAUGCUGCCGUGUUACGGGCGAUCGUUGAAUAUGUGCAAACAAGUGAGUGUGUACUGGAGGUGAAGGUAAUGCGGGAAAUCAGCUGGCCAGAUUUGAUGGCGUUGCAGAAGCAAUUGGCUUCGGAUGUGAAGUUUCGCACCAUUUGGGUCUUCCCGACGGAAAAUGAAGUGGGUGUUACGAUUGUGCGCGUUGAUUUCGGUGGCAAUGUGGCGUGUUCGGUGGCGACGGAGAAGAAGCUACAGAAAAUCAGGCUUCUUAUGGAAAAGUCGGAACCCCAGGAAGUGGGUGAAGUAGAAGCAGGAAGCUGUGCACGCUUUGCAUCGGCGAUGAACUGGAGCUUUUGGGUUAUUGGGAAUCGUACUGUGCGAUUGCAACAUAUUCCACUAACCGAUCAGAUCAGGAGAAUCACCGUACUCGACUGUUCAAUGUUGGCGAUAAGACAAUACCUGCAAAAUCUAGCAUUCAAAGAGCCGUCGAGCGAAUGUUCCGUGUUAAUCGUGUGCGGUGAGUGGGGCAGUGGAAAGCUUACCAAGCUCGUGCAUUGCUUGCUGGGACUGGCUGGCAAGAGUAAGUCGUCCUACCGUAUGAUAUGUGUACUGCAGGAAGAGGUUGAAAUACUCGCGACGGUGUACCGUCUCGCGGCGGAACGUCAGGAAUCGGUCGGCAGCACGAUCGGGUAUAAGCUGCUCAUCAACGCGCAGGUUGGCGAAAUGAACAAUAUCGUGUUCUGCACCGCCCAGACACUGAUACAGUCGCUGAUCAUCAAAACGUUCGACGAAAUUGCCCCGAAACUAACGCAUCUGAUUGUCGACUGUAGCGAUAAGCUUCCGGAGGGGAUGAAUUUGCUGUUUUCGCUUGUGAAAACCAUCAUGGCGCAGAAUACUGAGAUGAAGUUGGUGCUGUUGUGCACCAAGGGAGAGGUCCAAUCGUGGUCAGAGUUUUUUACAGGCGCACAAGUGUGUCACUUGCCGUACAACGAACCCACCGUAAGCUACGCACCGAAUAAGCCGUACGGUGUGGAGUACUAUCAUUUGGAUUGGAUUUUGGACACCAUUUGCACACAUGACGCAAUUCAGAGAAUGAAAGAGAGAUUACCUAAGGUGGAGAAUGCGCUGAAGCUGGCAGCGCAUAUACAACUCAUGUACGGCCAUUGCGGUCUGAAUCAAAGUGCGAGGAAUAUGAUGGAUAAGCUGUUGAAGGAUUGCUGGGACACCGACAACACAACACCGUUCACGGCGAUCCUGUUGCCGUUGCUGAAGCACAACCGACAUAUGGUAGACUAUCAACAUUCGGACACGCGUUUGACAGCCCUGAUGAUUGCUGGUGCAAAAGGGUUCGUUGACGUUGUCCGUAGUUUGCUGGAUCUUGGCGCUAAUCCGUACAUAGUGGGACGGAAAUCCCUGCUAGCUAUGGAUUGGUGUUCCGACGGGAGUGAUAAUCCCUGCCGGCAGCUAAUGCAAACAGCACACGAAUCGUACAGAAAAGACGCAACGGCUCGACAAUCUCUUCUCUGCCAGACGUACCACAAACUGUACAAUCCGUACGUCGUCGAUCAGCACCUGGUGGUGGAUAUUGUGGUAUAUAUCGUGAAGAAAUGUGUAGCUGGGAAUGUACUUGUCGUAUUACCUCAUUACACUGAUGUGCUCGAGUGUCUCCUGUUGCUACGACGCAAUGAUCUCGAGCGAUGCGGAAAAGUUGAGCUUGUUGCCCUCCAUAGUUUGAUCACGGAGGAAGAGUUUAAAGAACAUCGCGUCUAUCUGCCGAUAAACUCAUCUAAGGCCUCAAAAAUGCGUUGCGUGUUUUUGCUAGCGGGAGCUUCGCUGCUCGAGCUCGUACCGUCGCUAACAGCCAUUGAUUAUGUGGUGGACACUGGGCUGAAGAUGCACCAUGCAGGUGAUUACGCCCAAGGCAUUUGUAUGGACCAGUCCUGCCUGGCUACGGCACGCACAUGUCGUCUCUUCAUGUGGCUUGCCCAGCGCAAAUACUUCAUGCUGUACGGCAAGGAUAGGCUGACUAGCGAUCCCUUACAACCACUUCCGCUCAAAGAGGUCUCCUGUGUAACGGAUCCGGAAACGAUACUAACAGCUCUUCUAUGUCGUACCGACACUACCACGCCGACGGUAGAAUACCUUUGCUCUACUUUAUACGCCAUUUGCCCUACUAGUGUCGGAUCCUCGCUAAAAUUGUUGCAUCAAGUAGGGGCCAUCGAAAGACCGCUCACCGUACCGACUAGCUUGGGCUUACUGCUGAGCCAACUAGGUGUCGGUAUUCAUCUCGGCAAAACGUUACUCUACGCCAUCUUGUUCCGUUGCGUAGAUCCCGUGCUCACCAUUAUUGCCUCCUUGAAGGUAGGCAAUCCUUUCACCGAACCGUUGGAUGAACAGGGCGAGCAGGAAAUUGUGCAACUAAAGCUAUCUCUGCAUGGCCGCACGUACAGCGACUGUAUGGUGCUGCUGCGAUUGUACCAGCAAUGGAGUCAAUGCAAGAGCAUGCAAACCGAUGAACGCAUCAUGAGGAACUAUCAUCUCAAGACCGGAGCAAUGGAAGCCAUUUCCAAUGCACGGGUAGAGCUAAUGUCAAUGUUGCGCGUACUGGGGAUAGUCAAAUGUGGCAAGUCGCAUAACGUCGAAGCGCUGAACAUUAACUCCAUGAAAUGGGCCCUGGUAAAGUGUUGCCUGGCGGCCGGAUUCUAUCCGCAGCUGGCCAUAGCGGACUACGAAAAGCAGCUAUUGACGACCAACUGUGGAAGUGAAUCGUUUAAACCGCAUCGUCUUUCGGUGGUGCAGAUUGACACUUUACCUGCGAAAUGGGUGCUCUACACUCGCAAGCUCGAGCACAUGCUGAAGAUGAAGAAGGUGGAUAGUCCUCCGGCUCAACUACUGGAAAACACUGUCAUUUCCGACUGGACGGUGCUGUUGGUGUGUGGUAUCGAUAGGUACGAUACGCUGGACAACGGUAACAUGCAGCAACGCGUACAAAAUGCCUGCUCCGAAGAACAGGGCAUGGUAGAGUUCAUCAUCGAUCGGAAGUACACGUUCCAGCUGCCGUUAGAAUAUUAUCGCACGGUUGAAUACAUCCGCCGAGAACUUGGACGAAUGUUUGUAAACUUCACCCGCAAUCUGCUGAAAACGUUUGAAGACAAGCAAACGGACGUGUUGGUGAAUUGCAUCGGCGACAUACUGCACCAGGAGGAUGUGAGCUCAAUGAUUGCGUACACCAUACACGAUGCGCGACCGAAGAUAAAGAAUUCCCUGCCGAUGGCAGCAUCGUGGAACUGCAUGGUCGGCUUGUUCGAUAAGCAAUAG